AUGUCCUUUUUAACAGAAUAUUUCGAUGAAUAUCGACAACAUCCUAUAAGGAAAACACAAAUGUGUCGCCCGGAAAACCGUUGGGCACAACUCGAAGGCAAGUGGUUGGACCCUAAAGUAGGAUCAGAAGAUAAAGCAUGGUCCGAGGAAGAGAUAGAGAAAUUCAUAAAGGACACUAUGAGGAGUCUUCGCGGCCAAUCGACAUACUUCAACGACUAUUGCGCACAUCUUUCACAAGAAUUCAAAACACGCCCAUUCAAACCACGCGAGAAAAAGCGUCCACGCAAGACAGAAGAGAAAGUUGAAGAGGCUCCACCACCGCCGGCUCCGAAGCUCAACAUCAAAGACACGGAGCUGAUGAAAGUUGCCAAGGAAUUAUAUGAGAGGGAUAUGAAUAAACCCACCCUCGAACCUUUAAGGACAAAUUUCAGAAUUCUUGGGUAUGUGCGUCCAUGUCUAUACAAGACCGGUAUAUCAGAAUACCAGAAUAGUACAGCAAGAGUUGCCUAUGAAAUGAUUAGGGAUGAUAGGAUACCACGGUACCACGCCCAUAAUGGGUGUCGGCCUAGAUGGGGUCUCCCACCAGAAGGUACCAGGCAGCCAGAGUUGGACGGAGCUCCUUUUGAUGGGGAACGAUUAUAUUAA
Molecule: messenger RNA, 645 nt
Organism: Pieris macdunnoughi
Lineage: Eukaryota; Metazoa; Arthropoda; Insecta; Lepidoptera; Pieridae
Source: the annotation of a GenBank genome assembly